UUUUAGAAUGGAAGGUCAGAGUUCGAUUUAUAGAUCUACAGUUAGGAGAUCUAUAUAGAUCUAAGGUUAUGUUAAAACCUUUAGCUUGUUUUUGUUUUACUUUUGCUGAGCCAGACGUAACUCUACAUCUAGUCUAGUAUUAGAUCUAGAUCAACAUCUAAUAAAAAAAAUUGAAAAUGGCCUUGUUUAUUUUUAAAUCUUCGCUUAGACUUUGUUGUAGAUCUUCUUUCAACACUCUGUCAAUUGCAAAGAGAGCUAACUCAUAUUUCCCUAUUGAUGACACGCUUUACAAUUUAACAGAGGAACAAAAACAGUUACGACAGACUGUGUUUCAGUUUUCUCAAAACAAACUUGCUCCUAAGGCAGCUGAAAUUGAUAAGACAAAUGAUUUUAAAGAAAUGAAACAAUUUUGGUUAGAAUGUGGCCAAUUGGGUCUUCUUGGAGCUACUGCCCCAAGUCAGUAUGGUGGCUCAGAGAUGGGCUAUCUGGAACACUGUAUAAUUGUGGAAGAAAUGUCUCGAGCUUCUGCUGCCAUUGCUUUGAGUUACGGUGCCCACUCUAAUUUAUGUGUUAAUCAGAUUGUCAGAAAUGGUACAGAUACACAGAAGAAUAAAUAUUUGCCUGGGUUGAUAUCAGGAGAAAAGAUAGGAGCUUUAGCAAUGAGUGAAAGCAAUGCUGGAUCUGAUGUGGUUGCUAUGAAACUGACUGCUGUUAAGAAAGGUGAUCAUUAUGUGUUAAAUGGAACUAAAUUUUGGAUUACCAAUGGACCAGAUGCUAAUGUACUUGUUGUUUAUGCCAAAACUGAUCCAAAAAGUGCCAAACCUCAGCAUGGGAUCACAGCUUUUAUAGUUGAAAAGGGUACACCAGGAUUCUCAGCUAGUCCCAAACUAGACAAACUUGGGAUGCGAGGUUCCAACACAGCAGAAUUGGUUUUUGAAGAUUGCAAAAUACCAGAAGAAAAUGUUUUAGGAAAUAUAGGAAAAGGUGUUUAUGUUCUGUUCAGUGGUUUGGAUAUUGAACGAUGUGUUUUGGCUGCAGGCCCUCUUGGAAUAAUGCAAGCUUGUUGUGACAUCGCCUUCCAGUAUGCUCAUGUUAGGGAAUGUUUUGGUGAGAAGAUUGGACAUUUUCAGAUGAUCCAAGCUAAAAUGGCUGAUAUGUACACCAUCUUGAAUGCAAGCAGGUCAUAUGUUUACAAUGUUGCAAGAUCACUGGACCGUGGAGAGCGACGUCCAAACGACUGUGCCGGGGUUAUUUUAUUUACUGCUGAAGCUGCUACCAAAAUGGCUCUUGAUGCUAUUCAAAUUUUAGGUGGAAAUGGAUACAUCAAUGACUUUCCAACUGGACGCCUGCUUAGAGAUGCUAAACUUUAUGAGAUUGGUGCAGGAACAAGUGAGAUUAGGCGUCUAGUGAUUGCAAGAGCCAUAAAUGCACAUUAUAGAUAAGUCUUAAUGGUUAUUAUUUGGGAUACAACUUUAGAAAACUGAAACUACCAAAGAAGUUUAUAUGGAUUAUAUUCUUAUUGAAAAUUAGCAAACAUCAUUAUAUUAAUUUAUUGUGAAACCUUUAUUUGAGUGGUCAUUGUGCUGGCUACAUAAAACCCAAUAAACCUAAAAGGGUCAAAGAGAAGUAUGUUCCUUGUUGUUAACAUAAAUACAUUUAGAUGUCAUGUACUGACUAUGUACAUUAUGAGUUUAUAAGAAUGUUUUCAAGUAAUUGACACUUUGUUUUACUACAAUAAGAAAAAAAUGCAAUGUUUUCCUAAAACAACUUUACAUGGGCCCACAGACCAAGAAUCUGCAGAUUUCAACUGAUAUUAGAGUGAUAUAUUAUCUCCUAGUAAAGUAUUCAUGUAAUUACUUCCAAUGUUAGUGUAUUAUUUGUAAAAUAGUGGAAGCCUGUUGUAUUUAGCAAAAUAGAUGUCUAUUGUUUAUUUUUAUGUGUUACUUUAUGCUAAUACAUUAUUAAGAAUGUUCAUGGUUUUUUUUUUUUAAUAUUAAUUUAUUAAUAAUUUUGAAGAUAAUUUCUGAAUAAUAAAUACAACAAUUUCUAAUCUACCAGUA
Messenger RNA from Biomphalaria glabrata, 2060 nucleotides. Its product is annotated as isovaleryl-CoA dehydrogenase, mitochondrial-like. The record is from RefSeq and is a predicted model, not a curated record. Gene Ontology annotation, biological process: L-leucine catabolic process. The transcript is spliced from 12 exons. Bases 177 to 1442 code for a protein of 421 amino acids. Gene Ontology annotation, molecular function: 3-methylbutanoyl-CoA dehydrogenase activity; flavin adenine dinucleotide binding. NCBI's taxonomy places the organism in Eukaryota, Metazoa, Mollusca, Gastropoda, Planorbidae. Gene Ontology annotation, cellular component: mitochondrion.